AUGCAGGAACCCGUCCGUCAGGAAUCACUCAGUACGCAAGGGCUUCGCGAACACAACUUCAUCGCGACACAAUACUCUGCAUUAGAUGGCGAACACGGUAUCAACACCAUCCUCCCCGAUCUACAUUGGCUUCGUGGCUACGCCGGUACCACAGCUUGGGCUGGCACGGUGGCAAAUGCUAUUCUCCGGCGUACACCCAAGCAAGUUCUUUCAGCUAUGCCUCGGCACAUGUUCACAUAUCUGCCGCGUUGUGCACGGGAAAGAUUGGACUUGAGAGAGAGCAAAUCGGCAAGGCCAGAACGUGGUGGGCGUCCUUGCAUGGACGCGUUUCUGCGCCGAGGAACAGGAAACUCUCCCCUGGCAUUAAACGAAGAAGAUUUUGUGGCCCGCCGACAGCGUCGACAGCGGAGAGAGGCCUCGUUGCAUCGCCUAGCCAAGUGGAAGAAUGACGUCGAUCUCAGGUCUACCCAACUUAGCCGUGUGGUUCAAGAUUUGCAGGCGGCGUCGACUCGAAGCUUGCGGGCAUCCCAAAGGCGAUUCUACUCCCAGUCCCUACAAAACGUCGUGCGAGAUAUCCAGGAGCUGUUGGCGUCUAUGAGAGCGUUACUGUGGGCAUUCUUUGACUAUCAGGAUAGCCAGUGCCUCGACCACGCUUCCGACGAAGUCCUGGAAGUCAUGCAAACGAUAGCUGAGGUUAUCAUGGAGGCAGACUUUGACGAUACGCUCACUUUGCAAGAGGGGAAGUACUCGGAACAGACUAAUGCUCGCGCUGUACUGGAGCUCGUGGAAGACCUAGACCUCACCCGCGAUCAGAUAGACCAGAUCUGGGAAGAACUCAAGCUCUAG
Peniophora sp. CBMAI 1063 is the source of this 846-nucleotide messenger RNA. Lineage: Eukaryota; Fungi; Basidiomycota; Agaricomycetes; Russulales; Peniophoraceae. The record is from the annotation of a GenBank genome assembly.